Amphimedon queenslandica is the source of this 739-nucleotide messenger RNA. RefSeq lists its product as uncharacterized. Gene Ontology annotation, molecular function: protein binding. Gene Ontology annotation, biological process: ERAD pathway. The transcript has 3 exons. Lineage: Eukaryota; Metazoa; Porifera; Demospongiae; Haplosclerida; Niphatidae. Bases 25 to 693 code for a protein of 222 amino acids. The record is from RefSeq and is a predicted model, not a curated record.
AAGAAUAGACCAAGCCUUUCUAAAAUGGCUGAAUCAGCAUCGAUUAUUGAUGGAGUUGGAGAUGAAGUUCUUCUUUUUGGAGUAUUAUUAUGUAUAGUUACCCUUUUGCUAUGUUUAUGGCUGCUCAGGAGAGGUAGUAGAAGAAAUGAGGAGCCUGAUUUUAGGCAAGGUGGUGAAGUUGAAAUGGAUCAAGUUUCUGAUCAGGCUAAUGAAGUUAGGUCUAAUAAUCUUCGGCAAAGGUCAUCUUUGACAGAAACUACAAUAACACUUCGCUUAGUGACUCAGGAGAGAACUCGUAUGGUAUAUGUUCCUGAAAACUCAACCCUUGAAGAUUUGAAAAGGAGAUACUUUAAUGAUGAAAGCCUUGCUGGAGAUACCAUUUACUUCAUUUAUCAAGGAAGAAUGCUACAGGAUACAAGUGGUACCUUAAUAGAAUUAGGAAUUAGUGAUCAAACAUCAGUUCAUGUUCACAUCAGACGAGGGACUUCAGGACAAGCAAGACUAGACCAAGACAGACCACAUGAACAAUGUGACAUUUCAAUAUUAUUUUUUCCCUUAUUUAGUGUUAUUUUACUACUCUGUUGGGCUGGUCUUUUAUAUUGGCCUCAAGCCUUCACUCUCUUUCCAAAGUUAAUGCUUUUUGUACUCUCUGUUAGUUUUGCAUAUUUAUAUUAUAGAUCUCGUUUGUCAUAAGUAUGUUUUUAGUAAAACAACUAAAUAAAACUACAACAAAACAAAA